Molecule: messenger RNA, 1233 nt
Organism: Athene cunicularia (burrowing owl)
Lineage: Eukaryota; Metazoa; Chordata; Aves; Strigiformes; Strigidae
Gene: RPF2
Product: ribosome production factor 2 homolog
Exons: 10
Coding region: 90-1010 (306 amino acids)
Biological process (GO): maturation of LSU-rRNA from tricistronic rRNA transcript (SSU-rRNA, 5.8S rRNA, LSU-rRNA); ribosomal large subunit assembly
Cellular component (GO): nucleolus
Molecular function (GO): rRNA binding
Source: RefSeq, a predicted model, not a curated record
CCGGCCUCGCCCCUUUCCCGCGGCGGAUGUGAGGUACCGGAUGAUGGUGCGUGACGGCGGCGGCGCGCGCGUGAGGCGGCUCGGCGGCGAUGGACGCGCUGGACCGGGUGGUAAAGCCUAAAACUAAGAGAGCAAAAAGAUUUCUUGAGAAGAGAGAACCCAAACUUAAAGAAAAUACAAAAAAUGCCAUGCUCAUUAAAGGAGGAAAUGCUAACUUAACAGUGACUGAAGUGCUUAAAGACAUUUAUGCUGUUAAGAAGCCUUUUGCUGUACUGUAUAAAAAGAAAAAUAUUACCAGGCCUUUUGAGGAUCAAACAUCAUUGGAAUUCUUUUCCAAGAAAUCAGAUUGUUCUUUGUUCAUGUUUGGCUCUCAUAACAAGAAGCGACCUAACAACUUGAUAAUAGGUCGCAUGUUUGACUAUCACGUCCUAGACAUGAUUGAGCUAGGCAUUGAAAAGUUUCUAUCUUUAAAAGAUGUCAAGAACAGUAAAUGUCCUGAAGGAACAAAACCUAUGUUGAUAUUUGCUGGUGACAUGUUUGAUGUAAAUGAAGAGUACAGAAGACUGAAGAGCCUUCUUAUUGAUUUCUUCAGAGGUCCUAGUGUGCCCAGUAUUCGUCUGGCUGGCUUAGAAUAUGUUCUGCAUUUCACAGCUGUAGAUGGGAAAAUUUACAUGCGAAGCUAUAAGGUGCUUUUGAAGAAAUCUGGCUGUAAAAUACCAAGAAUUGAAUUGGAAGAGAUGGGACCUUCAUUAGAUCUGGUUAUGAGGAGGACACAUUUAGCUUCAGAUGACCUUUAUAAACUGUCUUUAAAACAACCAAAAGCCCUGAAGCCUAAGAAGAAAAAGAAUAUCUCCCAUGAUGUGUUUGGUACAACUUAUGGUCGAAUCCACAUGCAGAAGCAAGAUCUUGGUAAACUGCAGACACGGAAAAUGAAGGGGUUAAGAAAGAGAUCAGCAGAGAAAUCAACUGAAGAUGGUGGACUUAGUCCCAAAAAGCCAAAAUCAGCUUGAUAGUCUGGAACAGCUUUGAAAACUCUUUGUACCUUCAAAUUUAGUAUAUAUAUAUUGUAAUAUAAAUGUGUCAGACAUUAAAGAUUCAGCUGCUGUUAGCCUUAGUUUUAUAAAAAAUAUAUUUCAAUGGUUUGUCAUUUUAAAGGGAACAUGGGGCUGUUGAGCUUUAGCAUGGAACUUGGUUAUUUAAAAUAAAAAAUUUGAUACAACUUCCUGAGUUUUC